AUGCUAUCAGGACGGAGGCUGUCAUCUCAACCCACCUCGCGACCACUUCGUCGGUCUGGACAGAGCUUGUUUGCGUCAGCUACCAAUACCAGAGUGAUCAACAGCGGCCUCAGUACUACACAGGGUCCUCGCACAAACUUGACCAUUAAUGUUACCAAUGGAGAGAUUGAACGCCCUUCCAUCGACAGAGCUCAUCAAACCGCCGACCAAUCAUUUCGCAUUGACUCACCGCAGGCCUCUCAGGGAAACACGGCCUCUCUGGGUAACAGUGCAUGGUCGCCUCCUGUGGUUCAGAAUGAAAGUAGUGCCGAGAUUUAUGCUCGACAAAUGACUUCAAGGGCUCGAGGCUUUCCCCUGUGGAACUCAGGUCCUAACAACAAUCUACCCGUGGAGUAUCGACGUACCGGGGUUAGGCUCGGUGAUGUAGGAAUAAUUACCUCGUGGGGAAGCUUCUCCUUUCUUUUCAACAUAUUCGUACCAGCAGAUGAUCCUGUGAAUGCUGGCCGAGUACCUGAAGGUUUCAUCCCAUUGCCCUUCUCCAUCCACGCGAUAGAUGUCGACAAGCGCUCCGAGUUCGGCCCAAAAAGUUAUAUUGCAAGUGGUACAAGCUCGGUUAAUAUGUCGGAGUCGGACUCAGCAUCUGUGCUUACUUUCAAAAUGUCCACACCGGAAGGCGCUGUCCUUGCCAUGCCAGAGGGCGCCAUAUCAGAGACCAUCGAAAGCGUCGACUCGAUUAGAAAAUAUGUCGAGGCUAACAUCCUGAAUUGGUAUCAAUACGCCAAUGGUGUCCGCGGCCGCGGCGCAAGAAAUGGUGAUAUCCGUGUCGUGCUAGGGCAUGAUAAGUCUAACUCCUGCGGAAUGGCGAUCACGACCAAUGCAACACCAGAGGUGGAUUGUAGUCUCAAGUUCAGCGACCUUCAUGAACGCCGCUCAAUACCGACAUAUACUUGGGAACACUCUGGUUUGACCGACGUUAGAACAGGACUUACACAGCGAGAGGUGGAGGAAAUACGAAACGGUGACGCUUCGCCCCCGGAAAACGGAAAAUAUGUGAAUCAGUGCCUCUUCAUCCGAGCCCUUAAUCCAACACUCGCAAACAAUGUCUGGGCGCAACUCUACGGAAGACAGCCCCAGAUUUUCUUCGAUUGGUGGGUCAUCACCCGGAGGCACAAAUGCGAAUUUUCCGCCAGGCAGAUCGCAAUGUGGUGGACGAAAGACAGCAAAUACUACCGUGGCAACAUCUAUGGCCUUUCACCCAUCUACCGUUAUCAACAGUAUGUUGUUAGAGAAGGUCCAACUUCUUCCUCCUGUGAUACGCGCGAGACACUGAGACUCGCUCUUUAUAAGUUCCCUGACGCCAAGAUGGCCAUAACAGAAGACUCGAACUGGAUGGCAAUCUUGAAGAUAGGUGAAGUCAUCCAGUGGAAUGAAGCAUUCUGCCGACAGGUUUUGGAGGCUCAUCAGGUUGAUGAAGACAACGGUGUUUUAUUCCUCCGGAAAACGGAUCUUAUAACAUCAACGAAUGACGAAUUGUCACGGCUGCAAAAUGAUGGCUGUGUGGAGCAAUCCAGCCAGGAAUACGACCUCAAUUCGGUGCUUGGUGGCAUGAUGGCCCUUGCCCAACAGUCUGAGGCCCAACAGUCUCAACUGAAUAUGCCUUUGUGUAAACCCGCACUUUCCGAAGCAUCAGCGCCUGUUGCGCAGCACAAAGGUAUACGGCGAGCGCUCCUGAUCAGUAUAGAAAAUGUUUGCAACAGUGAUUCGCUUCAUUUGAGGGGUUCCCACGAGGAUGCUAAGCGAUUGGGCGCUUUACUUCAAGAAAAAUAUCAAUAUUCGCCCCGGGAUAUUACAUAUCUCCUCGAUUCCCCAGGUUACGAGCAUCCUACGAGAGGCAAUAUAAUCAAGCAUGCAGCCUUGCUGGUCGCAGACGCGAAGGCACACGAUCAAUUUUUCUUCCACUGCUCGGGACUCUCAGACCAAUCUUAUCGUGAAGAUUCUACACCUCCCUGCGAAGAAAUAGACGGGGGGGAUGAAUGUACCCUUGCCUCAGGAAGUGAUGUGACGCAGGAACUUCAAGAACUGCUGGUAAACAGUCUACCGCCUGGAGCCUCAUUGAUGGCUGUCUUUGAUUCUUGUCACUCGGGAACCCUGUUGGACCUCCCACAUUACCGCUGUAACAGGGUGUACCUGCCGUUUGUGAACCAAGGUGUUCACAAGACUAGAUCUCGGUGGGCUCGUCAAAUGCCCUCGCCGAAAGCAGACUCGGAUCGAGUCGCUUAUCCAAACAACGGAAUUAUGGCUUCCACGUACAUGCCACAUCUACACAGUGCUGCUUGGAAGUGGUUUAGCUCGUUCAGCAAUGCUCGAGUCAAUCUACCUACGCACCAACAACCACUAUCUGAGGCCCGAGACAAAAAUCCGACAGCUGCAACCGUGGAAUCGACUCAGGAGCUCUCUGUUGACACACAGGGGGCUCAAUGGUGUGAUAGUGCUCCGAUGUACAACUCCCCAGACCCAAAUUUCCAAUGCAAUGGGUUCGAUUGUAGGUCAAGGACGUACCCGCAUACGGCGAACGUGAUAUCCAUUUCCUCAUCAGUGGAUGAUCAGCCCACUUGGGAAGAAAAGGAUGGGAGCUCAAUGACAAUGGCCCUGAUUGAAUUCUUAUCAACCGAGAAUCCCCACCCUAAGCUGACAGAUCUCCUCUCUAAUCUCUCAUUCACUCUACACGCGCAUGCCAUGAAGUUACGUGAUCAGGCAGCGGUCAACUUCCGCUCUAAGAUGAAAAAAUUAAAUGGGAGACGUUUCAAGAAGGACAAGGAGCCUUUGAAUGCUCAGUCAAAUUUCUCCCUGGAGAGGAUCAACUUCCAGAUCCCUGAGCUCUCGAGUCUACAGCCUCUGGCGCAAACCAGGUCUGAGGACGCUCUCACUACCCCUCAAAAGCAGCAGCAGAAAGCCCACCAGGCUCUGCGAGAGCUCGCUCAAAAUCAGAGCCCAUGCCGCCGCCACCUCCCUGCUGCUCGACCAGAAACUCCAACUCCCCCAGCAGCUGCACGUGUUCAAAGGACGGCAACACGGUUGUCCAGUUGGACUGCUUGGGAAAGCGAGCUACUUGCCUCUCCAAGACGCCGACGCGUACAGAACAAUGGAGAUGAAAAUCGAGCUCCACAUGCCUCUAGCUCGACAUCGGUCACGUCGAAUCGCAGGACAAUGAUGUGCCCUCGCCUUGCACCUCUCACUCCACUGCUGACACCACAACCACCUACUGCCCAGCCAAAUGCCUGA
Cyclocybe aegerita is the source of this 3282-nucleotide messenger RNA. The record is from the annotation of a GenBank genome assembly. NCBI's taxonomy places the organism in Eukaryota, Fungi, Basidiomycota, Agaricomycetes, Agaricales, Hemipholiotaceae.